Desarmillaria tabescens is the source of this 3585-nucleotide messenger RNA. RefSeq lists its product as uncharacterized. Gene Ontology annotation, cellular component: membrane. The transcript has 16 exons. Gene Ontology annotation, biological process: phosphorylation; cellular hyperosmotic response; phosphorelay signal transduction system. The record is from RefSeq and is a predicted model, not a curated record. Bases 1 to 3585 code for a protein of 1194 amino acids. NCBI's taxonomy places the organism in Eukaryota, Fungi, Basidiomycota, Agaricomycetes, Agaricales, Physalacriaceae. Gene Ontology annotation, molecular function: phosphorelay sensor kinase activity.
AUGUCGUCGUUUGGAAUCAAACUUUCACCCAGUUCACCACUUAUUGUUGCCCCGAGUGGUCCUUUGGCCACCGCCGCUGUGGAAAGUGGUCUAAGUGCCGUCGAAGAGCUCAAGCUUCUCAAAGAUCAGGUGCAGGAUGUCGCUAGAGUUUGCAAUGCGGUAGCCAACGGCGAUCUUAGUCAGAAGAUUACUGUUGAGGUUCGUGGCGCGGUAAUGGUCAGUCUCAAGGACGCUAUCAACACUAUGGUUGAGAAACUCGGCAAAUUCGCGAAAGAAGUAACUCGAGUAUCUCAGGAAGUCGGUACAGAAGGAAGACUCGGGGGUCAAGCUGUCGUUCCUGACGUUGAAGGCACUUGGCAAGAACUGACUGAUGUCGUCAACAACCUCGCAGCAAAUUUGACGAGUCAAGUGCGAUCCAUAGCUGCGGUCACCAAAGCUGUUGCCGUUGGCGAUCUAUCCAAGCAAAUCGAGGUCGAUGCACGAGGGGAGAUUCUCGACCUGAAGAAUACCGUCAAUGGAAUGGUCAUCCGGUUACGAGCAUUAGCCGCUGAGGUUACCCGUGUAACUCUUGAGGUUGGUUCCCAGGGCAAGUUGGGUGGUCAAGCGACUGUGGAAGAUGUCGAGGGCGUCUGGUUCGAGCUCGUGAAGAACGUCAAUCGAAUGUGCUUAUCCUUGACGGAUCAAGUUCGAUCGAUUGCUUCCGUAACGACGGCAGUUGCAGAGGGUGAUUUGACAAGGAAAGUGGAAAUCGAGGUUGAGGGCGAGAUGCAUCAGUUGAAGGCAACGGUUAAUUCCAUGGUGGACGAUUUGAAUGCGUUUGCAUCCGAGGUUACUCGUGUCGCUCUGGAAGUUGGUACACAAGGUAUCCUCGGGGGUCAGGCGAAGGUCGAAGGUGUCAAGGGUACCUGGGCAGAUUUGACUAGGAACGUGAACAAGAUGGCGAACAAUCUGACCGACCAGGUGCGGUCAAUUUCGAAGGUAACCAAAGCUGUGGCGACAGGAAAUUUGACUCAGCUUGUCGACGUUGACGCUCAAGGUGAAAUGCUGGACCUGAAGAUCACUGUCAACAAGAUGGUUGAGCAGCUCAGUGUCUUUGCGAGCGAAGUGACGCGUGUUAGUCUGGAGGUUGGGACGGAGGGUGAAUUGGGAGGGCAGGCUGUCGUACCCGGAGUUUUCGGAACAUGGAAGGCUUUAACAGACAACGUGAACCUUAUGGCUAUGAAUCUGACGAACCAAGUGCGGUCUAUCGCUCAAGUCACGAAGGCCGUUGCGAACGGCGACUUGUCCAAGCGCGUCGAGAUUGAUGUGAAAGGGGAAUUCCUCGAGCUAAAAGAAACUGUCAAUCAGAUGACAUCGUCUUUGAGUGUCUUCGCUGAUGAGGUAACGAGGGUUGCGCGCGAAGUCGGCACAGAAGGAAGACUGGGUGGCCAGGCUCAGGUGAAGAAUGUCGCUGGAACAUGGAAGGAUUUGACCGAUAAUGUCAACGUCAUGGCUAACAACUUGACUAACCAAGUCCGGGUUAUUGCAAUCGCGACGUCCGCUGUGGCGCACGGCGACCUAACGCAAAAGAUCGUCGGCGUAUCGGUCUCUGGGGAGAUGUUGGAGUUGGUCGAGACGAUCAACAAGAUGAUUGACCAGCUUGAUAUCUUUGCUGUCGAGGUGAAGAAAGUCGCGCGUGAGGUUGGAACCGAAGGAAAGUUAGGUGGUGUAGCAGACGUAGGUAAUGUCCAAGGUAUCUGGCAGGAGAUCACGUUGUCCGUAAAUGCCAUGGCAGGAAAUUUGACCACCCAAGUGCGAGGUUUUGCCCAGAUCUCAGCAGCUGCCAUGGAUGGUGACUUCACUCGUUUCAUUACCGUUGAAGCGAGCGGAGAGAUGGACUCACUGAAGUCGCAUAUCAACAGUAUGGUCUUCAAUUUGAGAGAUAGCAUCCAGAAGAAUACUGCGGCGAGAGAGGCGGCUGAAUUGGCAAACAGGAGUAAGAGUGAGUUCUUGGCCAACAUGUCUCACGAGAUUAGGACGCCGAUGAAUGGGAUCAUCGGUAUGACGGAGCUCACGCUCGACAGUGAUCUGAAUAGAUCUCAGCGAGAGAGCUUGCUGUUAGUCCAUAGUCUAGCGCGGUCGUUACUGUUAAUCAUCGAUGAUAUUCUGGAUAUUUCCAAGAUCGAAGCUGGCCGGAUGACAAUGGAAGCUGUCUCGUAUUCUCUCCGUCAAACGGUGUUCGGCAUUCUUAAGACGCUAGUCGUGCGCGCGAAUCAAAACAACCUUGACUUGACCUUCGACAUCUCUCCUGAUAUCCCCGAUCAGCUCAUUGGCGAUUCGUUACGUCUGAGACAAGUCAUCACUAAUCUGGUGGGCAAUGCUAUUAAGUUUACGCGGUCCAAACCCACGAAAAAAGGACACAUUGGAUUCUAUGGCCGGCUAGUGGCGUGCGAUGACCAGAAUGUGACGCUGGAGUUCUGUGUUAGUGACACGGGUAUUGGUAUACCGAGAGAAAAGUUGAACAUCAUAUUUGAUACUUUCUGUCAAGCGGAUGGAUCAACAACUAGGGCUAGUUCCUUUAUAUUUUCUGAAUACGGCGGGACAGGUCUAGGACUAUCAAUCUCGAAGCGUCUGGUCAAUUUGAUGCAAGGGAAUAUGUGGGUCGAGAGUGAGGUAGCAAGGGGAAGCAAGUUUUUCUUUACAAUCACCUCACAGAUCAGCCAUAGCUCCAUGGAUAAUAUCUUGUCCAAGAUGUCACCGUUCUCGAAGCGAACGAUCCUUUAUAUGGACAGCCUAGGUGAUGAUACAGGGGUAGCGACGAGCAUACGGAAUCUAGGUCUAAAGGUUCAUGUGGUCCAUUCUGUCUCUGAGGUUGCGGAUAAAGCAAAAUGUCCACACAUUGAUACUAUUGUGGCCGACUCUCUGGCUGUUACCGAGAACCUUCGGGAGUACGAGCAUCUUCGCUACAUACCUGUUGUGUUGCUGGCUCCAUAUAUGCCCCGGCUUAACUUGAAGUGGUGCUUGGACAAUAGCAUCAGCUCUCAGGUCACGACGCCGAUAACCCCUCAUGACCUUUCAGCUGCGUUAAUAUCCGCUCUGGAAUCGAAUACUGUGGUCCCGGUGACUGUACCAAAUGAUACGACCUUGGAUAUUCUUCUCGCCGAAGAUAACGUUGUGAACCAACAACUAGCCGUGAAGAUUUUGGAGAAGUACGGACAUAGCGUCGAAAUUGCGGAGAAUGGUAAUAGCGCGGUAGAGGCGUUUAAAAGACGAGUGUUGCAGAACAGGCCAUACGAUAUCAUUUUGAUGGAUGUCUCGAUGCCGUUCAUGGGUGGUAUGGAGGCGACGGAGUUGAUUAGGGCGUAUGAAAUGCACGCCGAUUUGCAGCCUAUACCAAUAAUUGCUUUGACUGCUCAUGCCAUGAUUGGUGACAGGGAACGUUGUAUGCAAGCGGGCAUGGACGAACAUAUUACGAAACCUCUUCGUCGGGGUGAUUUGCUGAACAUUAUCAACAAACUCACAGCUGAAAGGGCUGCCUCACGACUUGGAGGGAAGCAUUGGCGUGUGCGUCCCGCACGGUGGAUGGAUCCAGAUGGAGGAUACUAA